Aegilops tauschii subsp. strangulata is the source of this 402-nucleotide messenger RNA. The record is from RefSeq and is a predicted model, not a curated record. Lineage: Eukaryota; Viridiplantae; Streptophyta; Magnoliopsida; Poales; Poaceae.
AUGCAUAAGAAGGCACCUGCCAAGAGAGUGCCAACUUCCAAGCCUAGGAAAGCUGUUGUAGAAGAAACAAUGGAGUUCACCAUUGAACCCAAAGAGGCUGGAGAUGGCAAGAAGAGAAAGGAGAGGGCCAGGAAGACUAUUGCCAGAGUCAUUGGCAAGCCCUCCAUGAUGAGAGAUUCUGAAGAGGAAGGAGAAGAGGAUGCUGCUCUAGCUCCCAAAGCUCAGAAGCUUAUGGGAGAUGCUAUUAAGUCAGGGGCUGCAACAUCUAAGCCCAAGACUGCUCCCAAAGCAACAGCUCAAGCUCAGAAGUCUGCACCCAAGAGGAACACCAGGAGCAUUCCCGCAGAAGAGAAGAACAAGGCCCCACUGAGGACAUGCACAUCAGAAAGGAUGCUGGAUUGA